AUGGCUCCACGGGGAAAUCAAGUUAUCGCCAGUUCUCAUCUUCGCAAGCACUGGCAGACGCGAGUCAAGACAUGGUUCAGUCAACCAGCCAGAAAGGAGCGUCGCCGUCGGGCUCGCAUCGCCAAGGCUGCUGAUAUCGCACCUCGCCCAGUCUCUGGACUUUUUAGACCACAAGUCCGUUGCCCAACAAACCGCUACAACACAAAAGUGCGCCUCGGGAAAGGAUUCACCCUGCAAGAGCUGAAGGCUGUCGGAAUUGGCAAGCGAGAAGCCCGAACAAUUGGAAUUGCUGUGGAUUAUCGCCGCACAAACAAAUCUGUCGAAUCGUUGAAGGCUAACGUGGAUCGUCUCAAAGAAUACCGCUCGAAGCUCAUCCUCUUCCCCAAGAAACUUAGCGCCCCCAAGAAAGGAGACAGCAACCCCGAAGAACUCAAAGUUGCUGCUCAACUUGCUGGCGUUGUUCUCCCACUCAAGAAGGUUGCUCCCAAAGUCGAACUCCGAUCCGUUACCGAGGCUGAAAAGAAGGUCGAGAUCUUCCGUCACCUUCGACGAAUCAGAGCGGAUAAGCGUUUCAAAGGAAAACGGGAGAAGAAGGCCGCCGACGCUGCCGCCACACUCAAGGCU
Molecule: messenger RNA, 624 nt
Organism: Mesorhabditis belari
Lineage: Eukaryota; Metazoa; Nematoda; Chromadorea; Rhabditida; Rhabditidae
Source: the annotation of a GenBank genome assembly